AUGGCUUUGACCAGAUUUCACAACCCUUUCAAUCUUUCCUCAUCUAGUUUGUCAAGAACAUGUUUCCCAGUUCCAGCUUUUCGGGAAUACCUAGUUGAGAUUUCGCCUUGUCAAAGGAUUGGUUGUAAUUUUGGAGGGAAAUCAGCUUGUGGGCGGAGGAAGAAAUUGACCCAAGUGAAAGCCGCUGUUACUGAAGCGCCGCCGGCGGAAGGGGCAGCUGGAGAAAUCAGCAGGAGCUUACCAACGAAGAAUGUUCGGAUACUUGUGGCUGGUGGUGGAAUUGGGGGUUUGGUUUUUGCUUUGGCGGCGAAAAGGAAAGGUUUUGAUGUGGUGGUUUUCGAGAAGGAUAUAAGUGCGAUUAGAGGAGAAGGGCAGUACAGGGGACCUAUUCAGAUACAGAGCAAUGCUUUGGCGGCUUUGGAAGCCAUUGAUUUGGAUGUUGCUGAGGAAGUUAUGAGAGUUGGUUGUAUUACUGGUGAUAGGAUUAAUGGUCUUGUUGAUGGAGUUUCUGGAAAUUGGUACAUCAAGUUUGACACGUUCACUCCUGCAGCAGAACGUGGACUUCCAGUCACUAGGGUAAUCAGUCGAAUGUCAUUGCAACAAAUUCUUGCUCGUGCUGUGGGUGAUGAUGUGAUUAUAAAUGAUAGUAAUGUUGUUGACUUUGAGGAUAGUGGAGAGAAGGUAAAGGUGACGCUUGAAAAUGGGCAGCAACAUGAGGGUGAUCUCCUGGUCGGAGCAGACGGUAUAUGGUCAAAGGUUAGGAAGAACUUAUUUGGACACUCAGAAGCAGUAUAUUCUGGCUACACUUGCUAUACAGGUAUCGCAGACUUCAUUCCAGCUGACAUCGAAACUGUUGGGUACCGUGUGUUUUUGGGACACAAACAAUACUUUGUUUCCUCAGACGUCGGUGCAGGAAAGAUGCAGUGGUAUGCAUUCCAUAAGGAACCACCUGGUGGCGCUGAUGCCCCUAACGGCAAAAAGGAGAGACUGUUCAAAAUUUUUGAAGGUUGGUGUGACAAUGUGACAGAUUUGAUUCAGGCCACUGAUGAAGAUUCUGUUCUUCGACGUGAUAUAUAUGAUCGCACACCCAUUUUCACAUGGGGUAAGGGUCGUGUAACUUUGCUUGGGGAUUCUGUACAUGCCAUGCAGCCAAAUAUGGGCCAAGGGGGAUGCAUGGCUAUUGAGGAUGGUUAUCAACUUGCACUUGAGCUGGAUAAAGCAUGGAACGAAAGUGUAGCCUCAGGAUCUCCUAUUGACAUUGUUUCGUCGUUGAAGAGUUAUGAGAGUAGUAGAAGAAUACGGGUUGCUGUAAUUCAUGGAAUGGCAAGAAUGGCUGCAUUAAUGGCUUCCACUUAUAAAGCUUAUUUGGGAGUUGGACUUGGCCCUCUUUCAUUUUUGACACAGUUCAGAAUACCACAUCCAGGGACGUUUGGUGGAAGGUUUUUUAUUGAUCUGGCAAUGCCCUUGAUGCUCAAUUGGGUCCUUGGCGGUAAUAGUUCAAAAUUAGAAGGGAGGCCACCAGCUUGUAGACUCUCAGACAAAGCAAAUGAUCAGUUGCGAAAAUGGUUUGAGGACGAUGAUGCCCUAGAGCGAGCUAUUAACGGAGAUUGGUUUUUAUUACCACAAGGAGGCGAAGCUAGCGUUUCACAGCCUAUUUGCCUACGCAAAGACGAGAACCAACCCUGUUUAAUUGGAAGUGUGGAGAAAGAAGUAGAUUCAGGGUUAUCGGUCGCUAUACCGUUGCCUCAGGUUUCAGAAAAGCAUGCCCGUAUUUAUUACAAAGAUGGGGCCUUCUUCUUGACUGAUCUGAGAAGUGAACAUGGCACUUGGCUAUCUGAUCACGAAGGACGGCGGUACCGUGCACCCCCGAAUUUUCCUGUGCGCUUCCAUCAAUCUGACUUAAUUGAGUUUGGUUCUGAUAAGAAGGCAAGAUUUCGUGUGAAGGUGAUAAGAUCUUCAGUUGAAAAUGAUAGAGAGAAAGUGGAGAUGAACUCAUGA
Messenger RNA from Cucumis sativus (cucumber), 1998 nucleotides. RefSeq names its product zeaxanthin epoxidase, chloroplastic (gene ZEP). Gene Ontology annotation, biological process: abscisic acid biosynthetic process. The record is from RefSeq and is marked provisional. Gene Ontology annotation, molecular function: zeaxanthin epoxidase activity; protein binding; FAD binding. Gene Ontology annotation, cellular component: membrane; chloroplast. NCBI's taxonomy places the organism in Eukaryota, Viridiplantae, Streptophyta, Magnoliopsida, Cucurbitales, Cucurbitaceae.